This is a messenger RNA of Zingiber officinale, 1094 nucleotides long. Its product is annotated as superoxide dismutase [Mn], mitochondrial-like. The transcript is spliced from 6 exons. The coding region runs from base 107 to 835 and encodes 242 amino acids. NCBI's taxonomy places the organism in Eukaryota, Viridiplantae, Streptophyta, Magnoliopsida, Zingiberales, Zingiberaceae. Gene Ontology annotation, molecular function: metal ion binding; superoxide dismutase activity. Gene Ontology annotation, biological process: superoxide metabolic process. The record is from RefSeq and is a predicted model, not a curated record. Gene Ontology annotation, cellular component: mitochondrion.
UGGACGCAUAGUAGGCCUAGUUACACUUACAAGGGCUAAUCUCACUGCACGGGCUACCGCCUACCGACCGCCAUUCCUCCCUCUCAUUGCUUCGUAGCAAAUCGCCAUGGCGUUCCGAACCCUCCUCGCCAAGAAGACGCUAGCACUCGCCUCUAGCUUCGCCCCCGUUUCGGCCUCCGGGGAUCGAUGGCUUGGAGCGAGUCUCCACCGGGUCCGGACCCUCACUGUCGCCUCCCUUCCGGACCUUCCCUACGACUACGGCGCCCUUGAGCCAAUCAUCAGCGGAGAGAUCAUGAAGAUCCACCAUCAGAAGCACCAUCAGACGUACAUCACCAACUACAACAACGCUCUCGAGAAGCUCGACGCGGCAAUCGCUAAGGGUGACGCGUCGGCCGUCGUCCAGCUGCAGAGCGCCAUCAAGUUCAAUGGGGGAGGUCAUGUCAACCACACAAUAUUUUGGCAAAAUCUGAAGCCGACAAAUGAAGGUGGAGGUGAGCCACCACACAGCACACUAGGUUGGGCAAUCGACACAAACUUUGGUUCUUUGGAGGCUCUGGUCCAGAAAAUGAAUGCAGAAGGUGCUGCAUUACAAGGUUCUGGGUGGGUGUGGCUAGCUUUGGAUAAGGGCAGUAAGAAACUCAGUGUUGAAACAACUGCAAAUCAAGAUCCUUUGGUGACCAAAGGUGCAACCCUUGUUCCAUUGCUUGGUAUUGAUGUGUGGGAACAUGCGUACUACCUACAGUACAAAAAUGUGAGACCUGACUAUCUUAAGAGCGUAUGGAAGGUGAUAAACUGGAAAUAUGCAAGCGAAGUGUACGACAGGGAGACUGCGUGAUGAUACUUUUUGAACCCUGGAUGCUCCCUAGAUGAUUCAUCCUAAAUGGUUUUUCUUUUCACUAUAUCACCAAAUAAAGACGAACUGUAGUCACCUGACCUUCUCCUUUUGUUGCCAUGGAUUGAAUAAGCAAGGUCUCUCAUUCCCUGGCGCGUUUGGCUUGUACAACUAGCAAAAGAGAUUAUGUACACUCUCUCUAGAACAUUACUGAUAUGGACUGUGCAAUGUGUCAUUCUCUGCAUGCUACUUUGACACAAAA